UUCUGUGAAAAAUGGGGUCGAGAGCUAUUGCAUGUUGCAUUCUGUUGUCAUUGUUCUCAGUAGCUUUAGCUGAAUAUGUCGAUGUCAGGGUUCGAGGAGUAGUUUCGAUAGCUAGCACAGAUGACAAUUUCAUAUGUGCAACCCUGGAUUGGUGGCCAACUAAUAAAUGUGAUUACAAUCAAUGCCCUUGGGGAAAAGCUGGAAUUUUUAAUCUGGAUUUGAAGAACAAGACCUUGAUCAAUGCAGUAAAGGCUUUCAAUACAAUAAGGAUCAGAAUUGGAGGUUCAUUGCAAGACCAAAUUAUUUAUAAUUUUGGUUAUGGAGUGAAAGACUGCAACCAAAUCGUGAAAGAUGGUUCUGGGCCUUUCUUGUUCAGUGGCGGUUGUCUUCAGCCGAAAAGAUGGGAUGAGAUCCAUGAGUUCUUCAACCAAACACAAGCCAAACUCUGGUUUGGAUUGAAUGCCCUUCAUGGGAAGAAAACGGACCCGAAAGACAAGAUUCUUUGGGUCGGUGAUUGGGACGCAAAAAACGCUCGUGAUCUCAUGGAGUACACCAUCUCAAAGGGUUACCCUGUUGAGUCAUAUGAGCUUGGAAACGAGUUAUGUGGGAGUGGGGUAGGUGCAAGAAUAGAAGCUGAACAAUAUGCCAAAGACAUGAAAAAGCUCAAACAACUUGUGACAGAGUUGUUCCCAGAUGGUAAACAGCCAAAGGUUUUAGGCCCCGGCGGCUUUUAUGAGAAAAAGUGGUUCAAUGACUUCCUGCAGGCCACCGGACCCGGUGUCCUAGACGGUGUGACUCAUCACACUUACGACCUUGGUGCUGGUGUUGAUCCAACCCUUAUAACCAAGGUUCAAGACCCAUUUUACCUGGACCAUUCAUCUCAGACAUAUAACGAUGUGGCAAACUCAGUUAAACAGUUUGCCCCAUGGACAGACCCUUGGGUUGGUGAGGCUGGUGGAGCUUACAACAGUGGUGGCAAAGAUGUUUCACAUACCUUUGCUAAUGGCUUUUGGUAUUUGGACCAACUUGGUAUGACAGCAAGCUACAGUCACAAGGUUUACUGCAGACAAGCCUUGAUUGGAGGGAACUAUGCCCUACUUAAUACCACAUCUUUCAUCCCUAAUCCUGACUACUAUGGUGCACUGCUAUGGCAUAGACUGAUGGGAAAUAAAGUGCUCUCUACCGUUCAUUAUGGCUCUCCCUUCUUGCGUGCAUAUACUCAUUGUUCAAAGAAAAAGCCUGGGGUCACUCUGCUUUUGAUCAACAUGUCCAACUCUACUACCUUCGAUGUUGAAGUUUUCCCCGAGUUCAAUCUGCAUCCUUGGCAAAGAUAUGAGGUACAAUCGGACACAAAAUCAGCUGGUGCACCAAUGAGAGAAGAGUAUCAUUUGACACCAGAAGGUGGCAAUAUCCAAAGUGAUGUGCUGCUACUGAAUGGGACUCCAUUGAAGCUCACAGAGUCAUCCGACAUUCCUGAACUGCAACCAAAACUAGUGGAUCCUACCUCUGCAGUCAGUGUUGCACCACAGUCGUUCGUCUUUGUAUCUAUCAAGGACUUCCAUGCCCCUGCAUGCGCUUAGUUAGGAGAAGAUUUUUUUCUUUUGGUGAAAUAGUUAGGAGAAGAUUUUGCUUCUUUUGUUUGUUUAAU
Molecule: messenger RNA, 1648 nt
Organism: Rosa rugosa (rugosa rose)
Lineage: Eukaryota; Viridiplantae; Streptophyta; Magnoliopsida; Rosales; Rosaceae
Product: heparanase-like protein 2
Exons: 8
Coding region: 12-1580 (522 amino acids)
Cellular component (GO): membrane; plant-type cell wall
Molecular function (GO): beta-glucuronidase activity
Source: RefSeq, a predicted model, not a curated record